Messenger RNA from Lasiosphaeria miniovina, 966 nucleotides. RefSeq lists its product as uncharacterized. NCBI's taxonomy places the organism in Eukaryota, Fungi, Ascomycota, Sordariomycetes, Sordariales, Lasiosphaeriaceae. The record is from RefSeq and is a predicted model, not a curated record. The coding region runs from base 170 to 850 and encodes 226 amino acids. The transcript has a single exon.
GCAAAAAAUGAGAGGAAGAAGAGAAGAAAACAACCAUAAGCUCCGGUGGACUUUCCAACAAACCGCCAAACGCACACGAAGUUAGAAUAGAGAAUGGAGAACAACAACAAGACCCCAAACGACAAAUACCUAACCCCCCCGGAAAAAAUUUGAGCAUCACGCUUCGAGAAUGUUCGCGUGCAUGGUACGUUUCACUUUCAGAGCCCGCGGCCUGGGUGAUCUUCGAAACAUUUGUUCGGCCGCCCGGCAAAGGAAACCUGACGCAAAGUUGACCAAAGCAAAAGAGCCGCCAUCAAUGCCACGUGGGUCAAGUAUCAUCGUUCUGGCCUGGCUGCUGCUGCUGCUGCUGCUGCUGCUGCUGCUGGGGCUUGUCGUCGCUGCCGGGGUCGAUGAUGGGACGCUCUCGCGGCGGCAUUCGAUGCUCCAUCGUCAGCGGUGGCCGUCUUCUCGCAUCCCUGAUCACCAACAAAGCCUCCUUUCCCUUUUCGAUGACUUCUGUGGCCCGGUCACGGGGCCGGGUAGUAGUAGUGGCAGUCAAAUGUGCAUCGGUGCCCAGUCCGUUCGUCUCGGUCUCUGCUGCCGCCGCCGCCGCCGAGACCGCAUCCUCGCAGUAGCUGGCGGCCAUCUGCUCCAGCUCGUCCAGCAUGUCCUCGGGCGUGUCCCGUCUGUCUCGUUUGGUCAGGUGGCCAUCCCCGGGCUCGCCGUCGUCGUCGUCGUCGUCGUAGGAGAGGGCCCGCUUCACGCCGUGGGCAUGGACGCCGUCGGCGAAGAAGGGGUUGCUCCGCAGCUCAGUUGGGGUGAUGAGGUCGAUGAGCACGUCCUCGGCAUUGGGCCGCUCGAGCUGUGCUGACGUGUAUGAAGACUGCGAGUUGGAAGUCGUCUGCUUUCCCGACAGCGGCUCGGGUGUCCGCGAGAGCGACGGUCCCCGUGAAGUCGGUCUCGACCCGGACUGAAGCGCACCGCUGC